This is a messenger RNA of Miscanthus lutarioriparius, 1233 nucleotides long. The record is from the annotation of a GenBank genome assembly. Lineage: Eukaryota; Viridiplantae; Streptophyta; Magnoliopsida; Poales; Poaceae.
AUGGAGGCGGCGGCAGCGUCAGCCGAGUACGGGUACUACGGCGGAGGCGCGGGCCCACGCGAGAGGAAGACCGCGGGGUGCGGGGACCACUUCGUCGUGGACGACCUCCUCGCGCUACCGUACGAUGACGACGAGGAAGGGGGCGGGGAGGCGGCGGCGGCAGGCGACGGCGGCGAGGCCCCGCCGUGCCUGCAGCCUGCUGUCGACGCCCACGGAGUCGUAGGCCUCGUCAAGGAGGAGCGCGGCGGCCUCGGGAAUUUCUCCGCCGACUCGUCCACCGUCACGGCCCUGGACAGCUGCAGCAACUCCAUCUCUGGGCUAGCCGACGGCGACUUCCCGGGGGAAUUCUGCGAGCCGUACGAUCAAUUGGCGGAGCUGGAAUGGCUAUCCAACUACAUGGGCGAGGGCGAGGAAACUUUCGCCGCGGAGGACCUCGAGAAGCUGAAGCUCAUUUCCGGCGGGUUCUCCUCGGUUCUGCCACCAGCUCCUGUGGCCCCUGCGGCCGCAGCUUCAGCCGCCGCCGCCUCUGCGGCACAGCCCGGUAUGUUCCUCCCGGAGGCACCGGUACCCGCAAAGGCCCGUAGCAAGCGCUCCCGCGCGGCUCCGGGCAACUGGUCGUCGCGGUUGCUCGUGCUCCCGCCGACCCCGAUGUCACCACCGUCCCCGGCGUCGAUGGCCGCCAUCUCGCCGGCGGAGUCCGGCAUCUCGGCGCCGCAGGCGUUCCCCGCCAAGAAGCCGUCGAAGAAGAAAGACGCGGCGCUAGCAGCGCCUCCCGCCUCAAACGUGUCCGCGGCAGCACAGCCCGGGCCCGGCGGCGGCGGCUCGUCGGCCGCGUCGGCAGAAGGGCGGCGGUGCCUGCACUGCGAGACGGACAGGACGCCGCAGUGGAGGACGGGGCCCAUGGGCCCCAAGACGCUGUGCAACGCGUGCGGGGUGCGGUACAAGUCGGGGCGGCUGGUGCCGGAGUACCGGCCCGCGGCGAGCCCCACCUUCGUGAUGUCCAAGCACUCCAACUCGCACCGAAAGGUGCUGGAGCUGCAGCGCCAGAAGGAGGUGGUGCAGCAGCCGCACCCGCACGUGAUCGCCGGCGGCGGUGGUCCUGCAGGCGGGCUGAUGCGCAUGCAGAGCGCGAUGCUGUUCGACGGGCCGUCGGCGCCCCCCAUCGUCGCCGCCGGCGACGACUUUUUGAUCCACCACCACUUAGGGACAGCAGACUACCGGCAGCUCAUCUAG